Necator americanus (New World hookworm) is the source of this 342-nucleotide messenger RNA. RefSeq lists its product as uncharacterized. The record is from RefSeq and is a predicted model, not a curated record. Lineage: Eukaryota; Metazoa; Nematoda; Chromadorea; Rhabditida; Ancylostomatidae. The coding region runs from base 1 to 342 and encodes 113 amino acids. The transcript has a single exon.
AUGGGAGCGAAGGUGGAUGGUCGGCAGCUAUACCUUUUGCGCUUUGCUGAUGACAUCGUUCUAACAACACCUAGCAUCAGUCAAGCGGAAGGAAUGCUGACCGAAUUCGACGAAACAUGUGGAUGUAUCGGUUUUCAGCUGAACCUGAACAAGACGAUGUUCAUAAGGAAAGGAUGGGUUUCUGAUGCCCCAUUCACGCUCAGUGGAACGAAUAUAUCCGAGUGCACUAGCAAUGUACAUCUAAGUCAGGAAAUUAACAUGAUGAACGACCUGAACACCGAGCUGGGCAGGAGGAAACGAGCGGCUUGGAGAGCGUAUAAGAGCAUCGAGGAUGUAGUGUAG